UCUCUCUCUCUCUCUCUCUCUACACCAAAACGGGAAUAUGCUUCGAGUGGCAGGGCAUCAGGGUUUCUCGACGAUUGAGCUUGGGGGAGAAUGCAAGAGCUGGAGUAGCGGCGGCAUCGGAUCUGCGACUCGGCUGCGGCCGUGAGUAGCUGCGCAGCUCGAAAAUCUCUGGAAUUUAGGUCUGUAGGAUCUCCUGGUGGAUGGAUUCAGACGAUGACAUGCAAGACGCCUACACCUCCGACGGCGACUACUAUGGCGAUGAGUACAGCGACGCGAUGCCCAGCGACGAGGAGGACGAUGACUCCGUCUACCCGUUUGAUGAUAAUUCCAUGGACGAUCUUUCCCCUUCCACUCGGGCGCCUCAGAAUAAUUUCGUGGUGCUGAGUGAAGACGAAAUUAGCAAGAGGCAAGAGGAGGCUGUGAAGAGCGUAGCGGGCGUGUUAUCGAUUUCCAAGGGCGAUGCUAGUGUUCUUUUGCGGCACUUCAAGUGGUGCAUCAGUACUGUAAAUGAUGAAUGGUUUGCCAAUGAGCAAGCUGUUCGCAAGACAGUUGGUUUGCUGGAGAAAUCCGCGGGGAGGAGACCUCCCAAAGAGAUUGUUUGCGGGAUCUGCUUCGAUGCUUUCGGGGUUGACAAGAUGAGAGCAACGGUUUGCGGGCAUUACUUUUGUAGUUUAUGUUGGACAGGAUAUGUUCAUACUGCGAUAUCCGAUGGCCCUGGAUGUCUGACACUUCGAUGUCCUGAUCCAUCUUGUAACGCUGCUGUUGGAGAUGAGCUUGUUAUGUCGCUGGUUUGCGAGGAAGACCGUGUCAAGUACAAUAGAUAUUUGUUACGCUCGUUUGUCGAAGACAACCGAAAGGCAAAAUGGUGUCCUGCUCCAGGAUGUGAUUUUGCGCUGGAGUAUUUUCCAGGUAGUGGUUCACAUGACGUUGUCUGCAAGUGCGGUCAUCCAUUCUGCUGGAGCUGUUUGGAGGAUGCCCAUCGGCCCGUUGAUUGCGAAACUGUGACGAAGUGGAUACUGAAAAACUGCGCUGAAUCCGAGAACAUGAAUUGGAUUCUCGCCAAUUCCAAACCUUGUCCAAAGUGUAAAAGACCGAUCGAAAAAUCUCAAGGAUGCAUGCAUAUAACGUGUACGCCUCCGUGCAAGUUUGAGUUUUGCUGGCUUUGUCUUGGACCGUGGUCCGAACACGGUGAGCGCACAGGGGGAUUUUAUGCUUGUAAUCGGUAUGAAGCUGCUAAGCAGGAAGGAGUGUAUGAUGAAGCUGAAAGGCGUAGAGAGAUGGCUAAGAACAUGCUUGAACGUUAUACACACUACUACGAAAGAUGGGCCACAAACGAGUCAUCCAGGCAAAAAGCGCUCUCUGAUCUUCAACAGAUGCAAGCUUUACAUAUGGAGAAAUUAAGCGACAGACAGUGUCAGCCUGUAUCACAGCUAAAGUUUGUGACGGAUGCUUGGAUGCAGAUCGUAGAGUGCCGACGGGUUCUAAAAUGGACAUACGCGUAUGGUUAUUAUCUUCCAGAAAACGAGGAUGCGAAGCGGCAGUUUUUUGAGUACGUGCAAGGUGAAGCGGAGGCCGGCCUUGAGCGCCUACACCAAUGCGCAGAGAAGGACUUGCAAGUCUUCCUGGGCGAGGAUCCUCCGGAUGUCCCGUUCAACGAGUUUCGCACCAAACUGGCUGGUCUCACAAGUGUAACGAGGACUUACUUUGAGAACUUGAUGCGCGCGCUGGAGACGGGGCUAUCGGACGUGGACAACUCGAAAGCGGCGGCCAACAGCAACAAGAACAGCAGCAGCAGCUCCAAGGCGUCGGGAAGCUCCCGGAAGAGCGGCAAGAAAGGCGGGAGCUCCAAGAACAAUGGGGGCUCGAGCCGGAGCGCCAUUGACGAGAGCGGUGUGUGGUCGUGCGAGCGCUGCACCUUCGCUAAUCCAUCCAGCGUGCGUUCGUGUCAACUGUGCCACCACAGGCCCUGAGAGAAGGAAGAAAAGUUGUCUUUAAGCAAAGUAUAUUCUUGGUAUUUUAGGGCUCCGUGAAGGGAAUCCUGUAUAUUCCUAACGGUCAGCGAAUCUAAGCA
Molecule: messenger RNA, 2071 nt
Organism: Selaginella moellendorffii
Lineage: Eukaryota; Viridiplantae; Streptophyta; Lycopodiopsida; Selaginellales; Selaginellaceae
Product: probable E3 ubiquitin-protein ligase ARI8
Exons: 14
Coding region: 201-1970 (589 amino acids)
Biological process (GO): positive regulation of proteasomal ubiquitin-dependent protein catabolic process; protein polyubiquitination; ubiquitin-dependent protein catabolic process
Cellular component (GO): cytoplasm; ubiquitin ligase complex
Molecular function (GO): zinc ion binding; ubiquitin conjugating enzyme binding; ubiquitin protein ligase activity
Source: RefSeq, a predicted model, not a curated record